Ostrea edulis (European flat oyster) is the source of this 5167-nucleotide messenger RNA. RefSeq names its product RNA-binding protein FXR1-like. The coding region runs from base 191 to 2290 and encodes 699 amino acids. Gene Ontology annotation, biological process: positive regulation of translation; regulation of dendrite morphogenesis; central nervous system development. Gene Ontology annotation, cellular component: axon; nucleus; dendritic spine. Gene Ontology annotation, molecular function: protein homodimerization activity; mRNA 3'-UTR binding; translation regulator activity. The transcript is spliced from 18 exons. The record is from RefSeq and is a predicted model, not a curated record. Lineage: Eukaryota; Metazoa; Mollusca; Bivalvia; Ostreida; Ostreidae.
CAACCCACUGCCAUUCGUAUGUAAAUAAGCCUCGGGACUGUUGAGAGACUCCAGGAAGUCCUCUAGAUUUUUCGUGUCAGAGUAUGUUACAAGACUUAAAAUCUUUUGGUUGGAUGCGAGCAAACGUUGGAUUGUAAGACACAGAGAAAAAAAAAAAUUUUUCCCAUAAUACAACGGGAUUACAUUCAACAUGGAGGACCUAGUGGUCGAAGUUUGCAGCCCGAACGGGAUUUAUUACAAGGCAUUUGUGAAGAAUAUACAUGAGGAUGAAAUCCUGGUUUCCUUUGAGAAUGAUUGGCAGCCAGAACAAAGAGUUAAGUUCGCCAAUGCUCGGCUUCCCCUUCCAGACCAGGCUGGUCAUCGAGAAAACCAUGACGGAGAUCAUGUGGAGGUAUACACAAACUCUAGUGAGAAGGAACAGAUGGGCUGGUGGCCGGCCGUGCUGAAGAUGUUGAAGGGCGAGUUUGCCGUGAUAGAAUACAGCGGGUAUGACUCAAAGUACACAGACAUAGUCCCUCUGGAACGAGUUCGAUCUGUCAACCCAAACCCACCCAUAGAUAAGGACACAUUUCAGAAGUUUUCUGUAGAAGUGCCUAUAGAUUUACGGGAGGUUUGCCAAGAUGACCAUGAGCACGCUGAGUUUAAGAAACAUAUAGGAGGGGGCUGUGUUUGUUUUGAUCAUCAAGAGGGGACUCUGAAUGUCAUGUCCCUCAAGGAGUCUGUGAUAAAGAGGGCCUCUAUGCUAGCUGAUAUGCACUUACGCAAUGUCCGUCAGAAGCUGAUGUUGAAGAAGAGAACAGAGGAAGCAGUUCAAAGGCUUCAGAGUACAAAAAUCCGCUCGGGUUACACAGAGGAGUUUCGCGUGCGAGACGAUCUGAUGGGGCUGGCUAUUGGGACACAUGGUGCUAACAUACAGCAGGCCAGGCAUGUAGAAGGCAUUACCAAUAUAGAACUGGACGAGGAUACGUGUACUUUUAAAGUUCAUGGAGAGUCACAAGAAGCUGUGAAGAAAGCCCGAGUCCUGCUGGAGUAUGUAGAAGAGACGUUUCAGGUUCCCAGGGAACUUGUAGCAAAAGUAAUUGGUAAAAAUGGGCGUAACAUCCAAGACAUUGUGGAUAAGUCGGGCGUUGUGAGAGUGAAGAUUGAGGGAGAUAAUGAGAGUGAAACGCCACGUCAGGAGGUAAUGGCGUCACUGGGACAAGUGCCUUUUAUAUUUGUUGGAACUCAAGAAAGUACAGGAAAUGCAAAAAUCUUACUGGAAUAUAACCUAGACCAUCUAAAGGAAGUAGAGAAGUUGAGAUUAGAGAAGUUAGAGAUUGACCAACAGUUGAAGAGUUUAGCAGGACCCACGACUGGACAGUACUACCCACCCCCACGAGAAAGGAGGGGUAGUAACGACCCAUCCUCGGAUGACCGCGGAAGACGGGGAUCAGGAAGGGGGCGGGGCAGAGGAGGACGACGAUGGGCCAAUGAGAGACGAACAUACAACACAGAUGAAUCGCCUCCAGCACCUAUUGCGGAUUGGUCAGAGGAGAUGAAUGCAGAAGACAACCGCCAGUCUGGCUACUACACAGAUAGUAUUCUGACUGGGAGAGGACCCCGAGGGGGAGGGGGAUAUCGGCCGCGGGGUAGGGGAGGCAGGUUUCCCAGGGGUUCAGGAUACUCAUCCAAUAGGUCUUCAGAUUUCUAUGACCAACAACGAUAUAGAUCAGAUAGACCCAGUUAUUCCACAAGCAGACAGAUGGCAUAUGAUACAGAUGAGUCACGAGACUUCCGUACUCGUCGCAGGAUGACAGACGAUGAUGACACAGUAUUAGACAAUGCCAGUGUUACAAGUCAAGACCAAGAUGAUGCUAGAGACCAGAGACCCAGGAGGAAGCGACGGAAUAGAAAUCGUCCCUACGGCAACGGAAGUGCUGCAUCGGGUACGGAAACAGACAAUAGUGUAUCAAAUUACCGGCCCUCUGGUGGCCGGCCCUCACAAUUUCAGAAUGACAUGUCCUCUAACCUUGUGAAUUCUGUGAAGACUGAAUUAUUAAAAGUGAAAACUGAACCAUCGGGACCGUCCAAGGGAGAUAAAUCAAACAACACGAGUAAUUCAAAAUCUGGUGGGGAAUCAAGAAAACCGGGAUCAGGCCAGCCUCGAGAACAGAGGAAACCUGUGCAGAAGUACUCCACUUCAGCAAGGAAUGGAACAAGUGGUUCAGAAUCCGAUUCUAAAGCAACAAAAAGCAAGAAUAACUCCACGGCUAGCAGUAAACCCAAAGAACAGAUUGUUAAUGGAGAGUAGGACUGCCUAAAGAAAUCUAGCUGAGAAAAGAAAAGCUCACUCAGCUGAGCAUGUUAUCUGAUAUACCUUUUCAUCCUCCUUCCACAGGAGAGUGCUUUGUUACCUAGGAAACCAUUUAAGACAUUGUUUAGUGUUUGAGGUUUCUAUCUUCACUUUGGAGAUAGUGUUUGCUAUGCAAUUUGUGUAUGCCCAUCAUGGUGACUUCUGUCCUGUUAUAUUGACUGAUGAGAUGUCUGUAAUAUUGACUGUCUGUCACUGUCAUGUUGUGUGAACUCUCUUGAACUUUGACCUGUGGAAUUCCAGAUUUGCUCUGUCCCAAAGAUUUUUGCAUAAUAACUUGCUGAUUCAACAUAGGAUGUUAUACUGACUUCUGUUUACGACAUUAGUAUUACUUUCAUCAGAACCGAUAUUAAGAAUGUGAUUGAUGCGAUGGGUCGGGUUAAGAAUGUGAUUGACUCGAUGGGUCGGGUUAAGAAUGUGAUUGACUCGAUGGGUCGGAUUAAGAAUGUGAUUGACUCGAUGAGCCGGGUUAAGAAUGUGAUUGACUCGAUGGGUCGGGUUAAGAAUGUUCUUGACGCGAUGGAUCAAGUUAAGCUUGUUAUUGACUCGAUGGGUUGGGUCGGGAGACUUCUUACUGCUAAGUAUUAAGUUAACUGUAUUAAGUUAACUGUACAUGUAAUAUCAAUACACACAUCAAUGUAAUACAGGCUUGUUGUUUUGAGAGAGGCAUUAGUCUGCUGCUUAGUUUGGUUCCAUUUUCAUGAUUUUAGAUUUUCAUAUCUUCUAAAGUAAAGAGACCAGAGAAGAAAGCAUGUAUGAAACUCGGCUGCAUUUAGCAAUUUUCUUUUUAAACUUUUCCUCCUGUAUCAGUCGUUUAUUAUUAUUAUUAUCUGAAUCUUCAUUUUAUCAGUAUUUUUUUAUUAUUCUUUUUUUUUUUUUUUUUUUUUUUUUUUUUGAUUGGAAAACUACAUAUCAAGAUUCUUACCUUUGGGUUUUUCUUUUGCACUGUCCAUGUUUUCAGUACCAGUUGAACAUUAACAUAGUGAGAAAACUAUGAUAUGUUGGGUCACAAAAUCUGUGAGAUCAUGUCUGAUUGUCAAUGUUAACGAAUUUUACAUUUCCACAAAAUCCUGGAAAGAAUCUGACAAAAAGUAUAUCAUGAUUUACUUUUAUUGAUUUUUCUGUCUAAAUCUCGAAAAGCGUUAAGUGGCAGAACAACUUUGUUAUUGUUGUUUGACAGUCCUAUAGAAUUUCAUAUAAAACUGAUUAUACACUGUAUAUGUGAUAAGAAAGAUAAAAUGUUCACUUGUUGAGGACAAUCAAUUUUAAUUUUGCUAUAGUACUUAAAGUUACAGAAAUAUUUUUCUACAAAAUUGAUAUGUUAGAUCUUUUAAUUAACACUUUGGAAUCAGUUUGUCCAACAAAUGUCUGUUUAUCUGUCUGUAAACUGCAGGUGACACAAUACCAUAUUGUUCAUGAUAACUCCUCAAGAAAAUGUACUCUUGAUUGCCUUCGUUGUGAGAUCUUGCUUGUGCAUUUGUCAUGAUUAAAAAUUAGAAAAGGAUGGACUUUAUAUGAUUAACGAUGUACCACAUGUAAUAUCACACCAUGUUGUAUAUUUUGAAGGAAUGCAAUAUUGCAGGUCUUGAUCUAGAGCACCUGCGCUGUACUUAUUAAGGUGUUCCAAACUUAGAGUAAUUGUAGGCCAGGGACUCUAUUUAGGACAAGUAUAAACUUAGUCUAUGAUAGUCAACAGUGUACUGUAUCUUGUUAUAUAUACUUUGGCAUUGGUCGUAUUUUGACACACCUACACUUGUCCCUAUUGGAGCUAUUAUGUAAUAGAAGACUUGAGUAAAUAUAAAACUGUAGUAUGACAUCAUUCGUAGUGGAAGGUGUUUCCAGCUCAUAUAAAUCAAAGUUGUAUGGUUUGAAUUUUGACAAAUGUGACAAAACCUUGUUAAAUUAUCACAUGUACAUAUUUAUGAGGCUGUAUAAAAUGUCAUACAUUAUUUCACCUGUUUUGACCAGAAUUAUUUGGUUUUAAAUCAUUAUUUACAAACCAAUUCUGUACAAUUUGAAAAAAUAACAGAUGAACAUCACACUAUAAAGUUUAAGUAUAUAUAACUUUUGUAUAAAGUUUACAUCUGAAUUUCACAUCUAGGUGUGAUGUCUAGGACUUGUAUCAUAUGAUGAUGAAGUCCGAAAAUGUGACACGAGGGUAUUUUUUCUCGGCAUUGAUCAUGAGUAUGAUGAAAAUUGUCCUCUGAACUGCUGAGAAUGAGCAUUUUUGUGUGUGGUGAACAUUAAGAAAUACUUAACUAGAUUGACUUUGUACUAUAGAAUGUCAGCGUUGUGAUUUAUGAUGAGGUGGUUAAGUAAUUUAUGUACUGGAAUGUUGGAUAUAACACUUACAGAAGGCUGAGUGUUCUACAAUGAGAAUUUGAUAUGUAUUUUGAUGCAAGGGGCAAAUAACUCUUGCAACACAUUUUGAAUAAUUGUGUCAUGUCUCUUGGAAACUUUUGUGAACCAAAAAUCCGAUGGAAUGUAUUGUGACUGCCUGUGUUUAUUAUGUGGAGAUUGUACUUCAACUACUGCCAAGUAGCUCGUAGAGUUUUGAUUAGUGGAGUUGUCGCAUUCAUUACAGUGUUUACGUUAUUAUAAUUGACUGCCUAUCGACAGUGAGGUUGUUGCACUGCUUUAGAUGGAGCGUGUGAUAGAUUUUUUUUUUUAUCUGUUCAGUUUGUGAGAUGAAAUUAUUUGCGAGACUGAAGACAUUAUUAAUUUAUUUCAUUUUAGGCCAUUCAUUUGUAGUUACCUUCCAUCCAAUGCGAAUUUUUUUUUUUCUUUUUGUAAUAAAACAUUGCUAAGAUAAGAUUG